AUGGGUAACAUGCCAAAUAGACUUCAAGUUAUCAUCUGUGGAGGGGGCAUCGCUGGACUGGCAACUGCAUUGUUGCUUCGCGAAGACCACGAUAUCCUUGUGCUUGAGGCUUCAGCAUCAAAUCGCGAGAUCGGGGCCGCCAUUACACUCUCGAUGAAUGCCAGCAGGCUUUUGCUGUCGAGUUUCAGUCGAGCAGGACUUGACCCCAGCCUAGCACGCUAUGUUGAAGCCGAUAAGUUUCAGGAAUUGGACUGGAAAACCUUGGCUGUCCGCAAAGAGAUACCAAAUGCACCUCUCGUUGAGAAGUAUCAGGCUCCGUGGUGGUACUUUUCGCGGAAAGACAUCCAUGAUGAGUUAAAGCGCGCUGCUCUUUCACCGGACGGGCUCGGAAAGCCAGCUAGGCUGGAACUCGGAGCCAAGGUCGAACGAGUAGAUGUCUCUACUAGGACCGUCUAUCUUCAAGAUGGGCGAGAUUUCAAAGGGGAUGUCAUUGUUGGUGCCGACGGCAUUCGCACAAUGACUGGAGCUUCUGUCUUCGGGCCGCUUCCGUCCAUCUCCCACGGGUUCUCAGCGUACAGAUUCGUGAUCCCAAGCAAAGAGUUGCGCAGCGAUCCACAGACGGCUAGUAUUGUCGACUGCGCUAAAGUUCUCAUGAUCAUGCAUCCCGAGCGCCGGAUUGUGAUCUAUCCUUGUUCAAGUUGGGAGACCAUGAAUUUUGUAUGCAUAUUCCCCGACGACUUGGACAGGCGCCAUCAAUGGGAUGCGAGUGUCUCAUUGCGAGAGAUGGUGAAGGAAUUUGAGGACUUCCACCCAGCCGUCGUCAAAAUGCUCUCCAUGGCACAAGAAACCGGAUUGUGGCAAUUGCGAGACCGCGACCCCUUACCCACGCUUGUCAGAGGUCGUUUCUGCCUUAUUGGUGACGCUGCUCAUGCAAUGGGACCACAUCAAGGCCAAGGAGCAUGCCAAGCUCUAGAAGAUGCUGAGGCUCUUCGAAGUGUGCUGAAAGGUGCAGUCAUCGAGGACGUAGAAGAAAGGCUGCAGAUUUACGACGAGCUACGAGUGCCACGCGUCCGAAAAGUCAUCGAGAACACUCGAGCAAUGGCCCCAAGAAGGGCGGGUGACGGCAAGCCACAGACUGAUGCUGCAUUUUCAGCAGAGAUGUCCGAUUAUCAUUGGAGUUAUGAUAUAGCCAAGGAGGCUGCUGCAGCCAUGAACCGGCAUGGAAAUUUGGUAACGCCAUAA
Messenger RNA from Neoarthrinium moseri, 1242 nucleotides. RefSeq lists its product as uncharacterized. The transcript has 3 exons. NCBI's taxonomy places the organism in Eukaryota, Fungi, Ascomycota, Sordariomycetes, Amphisphaeriales, Apiosporaceae. The record is from RefSeq and is a predicted model, not a curated record. Gene Ontology annotation, molecular function: monooxygenase activity; FAD binding. The coding region runs from base 1 to 1242 and encodes 413 amino acids.